AUGGGACUUCCAAUUGUUAUCCUUAUGGGUAAAAUUCCACUAAUUGGCUGUGGGGGUGUUAGCAGUGGUGAGGAUGCAUACAAGAAGAUACGAGCAGGAGCAACUCUUGUUGAGCUUUAUACAGCAUUUGCCUAUGGGGGACCUGCCCUUGUACCCCAGUUGAAGGCUGAACUUGCCCAGUGCUUAGAGAGGGAUGGUUUCAAGUCAAUCUAUGAGGCAAUUGGAGCAGAUUGCAGAUAGCCACAAUAGACCAGCCAAUUUUGGAGCUUCAAUUGGAUUUUCCACCUAAAAACGUGUUGAGUUAUACUUUUAAUGUAUAUUGCUAAUUUCUCUUUUACUUUAUUUUUCGGUCUACAUUUUGCCAUUCUUUUGUCAGGCUUAGGAUGUUUGACAUGUAACACGGGAGAAGGUCUUGGUUUUAUUUAUGGCUCACAUUUUUCUGUCUUCCCAUUCAAUUGAUAUUUAAUGCAAUAGAGAGGGAGCAGACACAUAAG
Ilex paraguariensis (yerba mate) is the source of this 494-nucleotide messenger RNA. Lineage: Eukaryota; Viridiplantae; Streptophyta; Magnoliopsida; Aquifoliales; Aquifoliaceae. The record is from the annotation of a GenBank genome assembly.